AUGGGUAUUUACAACCCUUCGGACUCAAAUAACAUCGAGUCUUUGGUCGCCAAAGAAGAGAAACCAUUGAAUACCUCCGCAUUGAGCGCCAUCAAUGACUCUUUCGAGUCACUGCUAUCUUCUGCAAACAAUUUGACCUCUUCUUCUGUUUCCAAUCUCCUUGAUUGGUCUAGCAAGUAUUUGGGAGAUUCGGGCCACGACUUCCACGACAACCUCGUUAACGCUGUGGACCAAGUGUUCGACAUGUUCCCGCUGUUUAACGAGUCUCCUUUUGGGUCUUUUGGUCGCCGGUUCAAGAAUCAGGAGACUCCUUACGGUCUCUGGGCCUACCCGAUUCCAUCUGCCAAGUUAUACGCAAGAUGCCAGGAGAUGAACGGUUUGUCUGUGUGGGAUGCCAACGGGGCAUGGAGAUGUUUGUUCCCAAGGGCCAGCAUUCCCGACGACUUUGGUUCGGCAUUGGCAAGGGAAGACGUGGAGAACGACUCGUCUCACCAGAAAGGUUUGUUUUUCCAGCAAUACACUGACUAUCUCGGCUUCAAGGUUAAGAUGACGGAACUUGCCAACAAGAAGCGCAAGGAAGAAUGGGAGAAGUUCAAAGAAGAGCAGAAGUCAAAAUGGGACUUCUAUAAAGACGAUAAGAAGUGGGGAGACAGUCCUAAUUUUACAGGGUCAAGUACAUCGACUACGAUCCGCACGUUGGAUGAUGGCGACGUGGAAAAGGUUACUGUCAUGAAACAGUUCUUUAGCGACGGAUCCAGCACGGUCAAAGAAACAAAAGAGAUUCUCAACAGUGCUGGUGAGCGCAAGACCAUUGAUGAGAACUGUCAGAAACUUCCAAAUCAGAAGAAAUCAGGCUGGUUUUGGGAUAACGAGAAAUGAAUUGCUUAAUUAUACCAUUUUUAGGAUAGGCGUUGUGAAUAGGUAUUGAAUACACUUAACUUUGUUAACCAAAUGCCACGAUGUUGCAGUAACUGACGAUGAGCUCGUCACCCACGCGGAAAAUAUUAUACAGAUUCUCGAGUUCCUCGUCGGGAUUGGGACUGACCGAGUUAUUGAGGUAGCAGUACACUUUUUUGCCUAGCUUGAGUUCAAGAAAUCGCAAGAUGGAAGAAAAUUUGGAGCUUUUACUGAUCUUGAAAACGGCAGGGCUGACUUGGUCCACAGACCCUAUUGACUUGAAGCGGAUUUGUAUUUUGGAUUCGGUCGGUUUGGACACCGAGAGCACAGCCGAAGUGGUUUUUGCUGGCAGUUUAGAGAGCAUCAUACUCUGGUUGAGGGUAAUCUUUGUUUUUUGCGGGUCAUUCUUGAUCGUUGUUUCGUCGUCAAGCACCUCUUCCUUAGUAUCUGUUACCUGAUUCUGUUCUUCAGCAAUGGUCUGAGGUAUGUCUGUCGUCCCUACUUUUAUAUUGAGCUCCAUCAAGGAGCUCGCAAGAUCUUUGUCGCUCAU
Molecule: messenger RNA, 1447 nt
Organism: Ogataea polymorpha
Lineage: Eukaryota; Fungi; Ascomycota; Pichiomycetes; Pichiales; Pichiaceae
Exons: 1
Coding region: 1-879 (292 amino acids)
Source: RefSeq, a predicted model, not a curated record